Racocetra persica is the source of this 810-nucleotide messenger RNA. The record is from the annotation of a GenBank genome assembly. Lineage: Eukaryota; Fungi; Glomeromycota; Glomeromycetes; Diversisporales; Gigasporaceae.
AUGCUGCAAGCAAAAUCUCAAAGCCUUAGAAAACUAAUUUUGCAAGGAAUCAAGUUUGACAAAAAUAAUCUUGCAUAUCCUGUACUGAACAUUGAGCUUUUAUCACAUUCCUUUGAAAAUCCUUUUGAAGAAGAUGAAAAUAAUUUACAAAAUCUUCAAAGACUCAAAUUAAUAGAUAAUACCAUAGAAUUAAAUAGAAUUAUACUUAAGGCAAAAGGCAAAUCACUAAAAUUUUUUAUGAUAAAUAAGAAGGAAUUGAGUAAUAAAGUAAAAGAAGAAUUUAUUUUUUUGCUUAGUCAAAAUUAUCCAAACAUAACUACUUUAUGCUAUGUGACCAAUAAUCUUAUGUUCUUUUCUACACUUGAAAAUUUUCAUAGUCUUUGUCAAUUACAAAUAGGAGGAUUUGCUUAUUAUGAUAUUCCUUAUAGUAGUCAAAAUUAUUUACAAGCUUUAAUCAAAUAUUUAUUUUGCUUUUUAAAAAUUCUUAGCUUACUUAAUAUUUAUGAUUAUAGUUACAAAAACUUGAAUUGUUUUUUUCAAGAGUUUGAUAUAGAAAGGGUGAAGUUAGAAGUUUUUAUAUUAUCUUUUAAUGUUGAGCUUAAUCUACUUUCAAAUUUAAGAAAAUUUAUUGAAAAAGCUAAAUAUUUAAAAUAUAUAGAAAUAGUGAAAUCAGAGAAUUACAAUGUAGAAAAACAAAAAGAUAGUGAAAGAGAAAUAAUUGAUCUUUGUCAUAUUAGAAGCAUUAAAUGCGUAUUAAAAUUUCAAUUAGAGACAUAUAAAGAAUAUUUUGGUACUUAUGAGACAAUUUGA